ACGUCAUUCGAAAUCCAAAACACUGGUGUUUCCAUGUUAUAAUAAUUCUCUUUGCACUGGUGUCAAAGUGACAGAUCAAUAAAAUUGUGGUUGCAAGUCGUUUUCGUAAAAUGGAAUAAUGAUAAACUGUGCUGAAUCUGAACAUGUACACUGCGGCCGCCGCUGGAUUUGGCGUGGCAUUCAUCGUCCUACUACUCAUUAUUAGAUGGCGAUGGAGGGCUCUGAAGUUUUUGCAGUCGGACGGCGACUGCCCGCCGUGCACGCCGGUGCAGCUGGUGCACCGGCUAUGCCCGCACCACAACGUGGUGCAGCGGUUCGAGGUGGAGCAGAAGGACAGCCUCGACGACCACCUGGAUGUACUCACCAGGAAGCUUGCCGAGAAGGAAGGACGACUUCGCCUCUCAAAAUCCAAGAUCCGCGAGACGCAGAACGAGAUAGACAACCUGCACGCGAUCGACCAGGACGUGCGCACGAAGUACCGCGAGAUCAUGGAGUCCCUCCGCACAGACCUGCUGGGCAACGAGAAGGAGUGCAAGCGGCUGCAGGAGCAGAUCGAGUGGGUGUCGCGCAGGCGCGCCGAGCUUAAGGAAGAGAUAAGCCGAAUGAACGCCGCGUAUCGCAACACGGCCAAGAACGUGCACAAGCACCUAACAGCGGAGCUCGAACAACUUGACCAAGUGCGUCGCGGACAGAGGCUGUACGGAGAGGCGGCGGCAGAACUAGCCAGCAACCUCGCGGAGCUGCAGCGAGGCAGAGUUCCCGAACACAGAGUCACCGAUAAGCCCCAAAGAGAACAUUCUCUCACCUCUCUUCGGCAUAGAAAAGAGCCGCACUUGCCCCACGCCACGCCGGUGGGGUCGCUCGUCAUCAAAUCAUCGCCCCCAUACACGCCUGAUAUGAAUCUGUCUCAUUUGGACCCGCCGCAGUGAACUUUCUGAUUGGAUUUGACUUUUUUAUCGAAAUUAUGCUGUGACUCUAUUUUAUAUUGUUUAUUAUUUAUUUUUAUUUAUUAUACACGUCAUUUACUAA
Molecule: messenger RNA, 1029 nt
Organism: Manduca sexta (tobacco hornworm)
Lineage: Eukaryota; Metazoa; Arthropoda; Insecta; Lepidoptera; Sphingidae
Exons: 5
Coding region: 144-929 (261 amino acids)
Source: RefSeq, a predicted model, not a curated record